Molecule: messenger RNA, 321 nt
Organism: Dichotomopilus funicola
Lineage: Eukaryota; Fungi; Ascomycota; Sordariomycetes; Sordariales; Chaetomiaceae
Exons: 2
Coding region: 1-321 (106 amino acids)
Source: RefSeq, a predicted model, not a curated record
AUGUUGUUUCUUAAUUCCGCCCUGGUCCUUGCGGCCUCCGCUAUGGCUCGAGGUAUCACCGAAGCAGCAUCGGAGAUAACGCCCGCACCAAUAGUGAACUGCCCCCUGACAAACUCGAUCCCUGCCUGUGGUAUCGGCUGCCUUAUGUCCGCCGGUAACGCGGCUGGAUGCUUUAAUCCGCUCGAUCUUGCAUGUCAAUGUAAGGCGGCGACGAAGAUACAUUCGCUGGCGUCGAGUUGCGUGGCCAAGUCGUGCGGUGCGGCGGGUGCGUCCACGGUUGACUCUUUGGCGGUCGCCAUAUGCAGUCAAUGCGAGGCCUAG